Messenger RNA from Sorghum bicolor (sorghum), 339 nucleotides. Its product is annotated as protein app1-like. The record is from RefSeq and is a predicted model, not a curated record. Lineage: Eukaryota; Viridiplantae; Streptophyta; Magnoliopsida; Poales; Poaceae. Bases 1 to 339 code for a protein of 112 amino acids. The transcript has a single exon.
AUGCCGCCUGUCACGAGGUCUCGCCGCGCCAGCACCAGGAACUACAUCUCUCAGUUCACGCCCCAGUCGUCCCAGCCAGUAGAGGACAUCUCCGACGACGAGACUGUCCCUAUGGAUGAAGAGGACCCAGCAAUGAUGACAGAGGUGGAUGAUGAUGAUGAAAACUGGAUGGACUCUCUUGUAGCAGCUGCACCUGUUCCUCCCACUGCACCCACUCCACCAAUUGUUCCAGUGGCACCUAUUGCACCGACACCACCAGCUUCACCAGUUGCACCUGCUGCCCCUGUUGUACCAGAGGUGGUUUCUCCAGAUGGUCCUGAGGAAGAAGACCCAGGAUAG